This is a messenger RNA of Sesamum indicum (sesame), 1595 nucleotides long. The record is from RefSeq and is a predicted model, not a curated record. Lineage: Eukaryota; Viridiplantae; Streptophyta; Magnoliopsida; Lamiales; Pedaliaceae.
GUGAUGAUUUUCCAACAGGCAUGAGGAUUCUCGCUGUGGAUGAUAAUCCCACCUGCCUCAUGCUCUUGGAGUCUCUACUUCGCAAAUGCCAAUAUCAUGUCACCACAACAAACCAAGCAAUUACAGCACUGAAUCUCCUGCGAGAAAGCAAAGACAAGUUUGAUUUGGUUAUCAGUGAUGUGGAUAUGCCCGACAUGGACGGCAUUACGCUCCUUGAGCAUGUGAGGCUUGAAAUGGACAUUCCGGUCGUAAUGUUGUCAUCGUAUGAUGAUAAAGAACUUGUAAUGAAGGGGAUCAUUCAUGGAGCUUGUGAUUAUUUGUUAAAACCUGUCCGGAUUCAGGAGCUAAAAAUCAUCUGGCAACAUGUAGUAAGAAGAAAGAAGCUGGAUUUCAAAGCAUGGAGAACUUCUGACAAUGCUCACCUUAAAUCUGGUGAAUUACAAGAAGAGUUUAAGGUGACAAAGAACGUUGAUCAGAAUGUAAAAUCUAAUAAGAGAAGGAAACAUCAAGCCAAUGACGAAGAGAAAGGCCAAGGAUGUGAGGAUUUACCAACCAAGAAAAAGCGCCGUGUUGUUUGGUUACCAGAAAUUCAUCACAAAUUUGUUGCAGCAGUCAACAAACUGGGAAUUGACAAGGCUGUACCUAAAAAGAUCCUGGAGUUAAUGAACAAUGAAAAUCUUACACGAGAAAAUGUGGCCAGCCACCUCCAGAAAUAUAGGCUGUACCUGAAAAAAUCCUUUGGCUGUGCUGAUUCUGCUUAUGGACAAAAUUUUAAUGAAGUAAUUACCGAAAAUAUUAGUACCAGGCAAUCUAUGGAUUCUGGUUACAGAUCAUAUCCAGCCACCAGGGUGCCAAGUACACUGAACACUCCGCCCGGUCCAAGUUUGGGUGAUCUUUCUUCUUCAGGAAUCAUUCAAUGGGGGGAGGGAGACAGUUUGAUGAACACCAAUUAUCAUCAACCUAAUACCCACACAAGCAUGCAAACAGGGAACCAAGACCUCAAAAUGCUUCAUGAAUUAAAUAUCAGUGGAGCAAGAAACUGUGGUUUCCAUAACAAUACACUGAUGCUAGAGGAACACUUUUUUAAUGCUCCAAGGGAGGAAGAGGUUUUUGGAAAUCAGUCCUCUACUGAAAUUCCGUCCUCCUUAACUUCAGAUUUUUCAUCCAUGUUGCCAAAUUUUGGUAGAUCUAGCGACAACUGGUCUGCUGCUGUUCAUUCCCCGAGCGUUUUCCAUGAACCUGCUCCUUCAAUUUGUUUGAGCAUUCAUACAUCAGCUCAUGCGGUGAUAAAUCCACAUGAAGUUUCUCCUAUAAGCUCAUUAGUCAAUGCAUCACCAAACGUUAAGAUGUACUUGGAUUGCCCAAAAUAUCCAGCUAGUCAGGAUGCAGGGGAUAACAUGAAUCAUGACCCAGUACUAGACAGGAAUAUACUUCACCAGGAAUUUUCUGAUCAAUUCAAUUACACAUUUUGCUUGGGAGACCCUUUACUGGUUCCUCGAGAAGUCGACAUGUGUCAGAGGCAUGAAUGUCGUACAAAUGAUGAGGUUUCCAAUUCAGUGAGAGAAAGUUAUUUUGAUGAUUCCUUGGCAAACUGA